AUGUAAAAAUAAGAUGAUUAAUCUAAAAAGUCUCUUGAUGAUUAAUAAAAAAAAUAACUCGAAGAUUAAAGAUUAAAAUUAGAUUUAUUGCAUUGCUUUGGAUCUUUAUGUUCAAAUAAUUAUCGAAAUGCAGUCGGAAUUAUAGAAGAAGAUGGAUAUAGUAUAUUAUUUCCCGUUGGAAAAUAUAUAGCAAUUAAAUAAAAUGAUAAAAACGACAUGGCGUUUAUGCGAUUAAGCGAAAAUUUGGAAAAAAUUAUGUGUAUGGCAAUAUCCCCUAACAAUAAAUUUAUAGCGAUAUGUGAAAAGCAUAAAAACGAUGAUAGUUAAAGUAAAAAAUGUCCAUAAGUGUUUAUAUAUAAUAUAAAAUCUUACACAGUUAAAGCUAAUUUGUAAAAUGAAAAAAAAUUAUUUUCUUAUCCUGAUACUUCUUCUCAUACUUUUAUUUCUAUGGCGUUUUCUUAAGAUUCCAGAUUUAUGAUUUGUCUAACGGAAAGCCCAGAAUUUAAACUUGUUUUCAUUGAUUUGUUGGCCACUAAAAAAGACGUUGCAGGAAUUAUUUUAGGAAUUCAUGUUAAUAAAGUCAGUAUUUCUCCUUAAGAUAACCACAUGGUAGCCAUUUCAGGACACUCAUGUUUCAAAAUAUUAAGAGUUUAGGAAGGUUCAUUUUCUUAUGUUUGUGAAAGUGUUAGAAGAUUACCUUAUACUAAUAUUUUAUUUACCGACCAUAUAUGGUUAGAUGAAGGUAAAAUCGCGUUAAGUAAUGAUAAAGGAGAAAUUUUCAUAAUUUAUGAAAAUGAAGUUAAAUAAUAUAUAUAAAAUGCUUUUGAUAUACCUUCUUUAUCAAUUAAUUGUUUAGCUAGGCUAUCUAAAGGACUAAUUGUGGGUUCUGAAAAUGGAAUAUUUUCUUAUUGGUUAAAAAAUGAGAAUGUAUAAAAUUAUGAUAAUAAUGAUUUCUAAAUGAAUCAUAUUAGAUGUUGGAGUAGUGAUAGAGGUGUGGGAUGUGCUUGUAUUUCUAUUAGUUAAAAUGAAGAUUUUAUGGUUGUUGGAUUUUUAAGCAAUGAUAUCGGAGUUUUUGACUUAACUAAACUUAUUCCUUAAGUACCUGAAUCAGUAAUUUAUAUGUAUAUAUUUUUUAUAGUUUUAAUGUGUAUUUAUUUAAAUGUAUAGGUUGAAUCUUUGAAAAGUAAUAAUAUUUAUAUGGAAAAAAAACUUAAGUUUGAUUAUGUUUUUAAUGGGUUCCAUUCAGGGCCAAUAAAUUGUCUAGAUGUAUGUCUUUAAAGGCCUUUAAUUGUUACUUGUUCAUAGAAAGAUUCUACUAUAAGAAUUUGGAAUUACGUGAACUUUAAAUGUGAAUUAGCUAGUAUUUUUUUAAAAAAAAUUGUUUAUUUUAUUUAAAAUAUAUAAAAAGGAAAAUUUAUUACAGAUAAUAAAGAAAAAUCUCCUUUAUUAAGUGUAGCUUUUCAUCCUUCUGGAUAUUAUUUAGCAGCUGGGUUUAUUGAUAAAUUUAGAUUAUUUCAUGUAUUAAAAGAUGAAUUGAAACCUUAUAAAGAAUAACCAAUAAAAAAUGUUACUUUUUUAAAAUUUUCAAAUGGUGGAUAAUAUUUGGCUGUUUGUUUUCCUAAAACAAAAAAUUAACUAAAUUAAUAUUCAAUUAAUAUUUACAAUGCCUAUUCUUUGUAACUUAUUGCUACUCUUAAUGGGCCUCCUAGUUAGGUAAGUGAAAUAGUUUGGGGGCCUUAUGAUGAGUUUAUUAUUAGUUGUUCACUUGAUGGAACUAUUUAUAGAUGGGUUCCUGCUUUCACUUGUUUUCAUGGAAAUACUAAUAUUAGUAUGAAUAGAAGUGAAAAAAAGAUUAUUGAGAAAUCAAAUUUAAAAUUAAUAAAAAAUGAUAUGGCUUAUAUGUAUUUAAUAAAAAUAGGUAAAGGAACUGUUUAUGGAUUUACAGAUUAAGUAGAAUUAGAUACGAGGGAUAAAUUUAAUUUAUAACAUGGAAAUUAAAUUAAUAAUUUUUCUGUUUCAGAUAUGGAUUAUGAAUUAAAAAAUUAUAGAAUAACCUAAUUUUGUUUUCUUUAAAGUUUUUAUAAUUAUUAUGGAAUUAUAGCUGGGACAAAUACUGGUGCUAUAAAAGUAUUAAAAAAUAAUAUAUUUUUGUAAAAUAAAAUAUAUUAGGUUUUUGGACAUCAUUUUAGUACUAUUCCUUAUGAAACUAUACAAGCACAUUGUGGAUAAGUUAUGUAAAUAAGAGCAAGUCCUGAUGGCCGAUUUGUAUUCUCGACAGGAGAAGAUGGGGCUAUAUUUAUAUUCUAAGUUUCAGAAAUUACAAAAGAAGGUCAAGUACUAACUAAGAGAACUGGAGAUAUGAAACCAGAACAAACAGCUAUAACAGAUGUAAUAAAAAUACAUAUUUAUAUCAUCUUUAAAAUAAAAAAGAAUCCAAAAGCAUUUGUAGUAGAUGAACAUUUGGCAGAUGUACUAAUGGUAUAAAGAAACGAAAUAGAAAAUUAUAUAUAAGAAAAUGAUAAAAUCAAUACUUAGUAUAAGGAAUUUUAAUAAAGGAUGAAGAAUAUUAUAAGGGAAGAUAAAUCUCGUUUGGAAUAUAAAAUAUCAUAAAUGAAAGAUAGUUAUGAGGAAGAAUUAAAAAAAGAAAGAAGAAAAUAUGAUGAACUAUAAUAAAAUAAAUAAGCUAUGGAAUAAGAUUUUUAAAUAAUGAUAAGUGGAAUAGAAGAAAAAAAUUUAAAAACUGUUGAAGAAUUAGAAGGACUUUAUGAGAGAAAAUUGUCUUUUGAAAAUGAUAAAUAUAUUUAAUUAGAAAUAAUUUUGAAAGAAGAAAGAGUAAAAUUUGAAAGGAAAACUAAAGAAUUAUUGGAUAAGCAUGAUUAUAAUUUAAAUUUAUUAAAAUAGGAAUUUAAUAUAAACUUUUCUAGUGCUUAAAGGGUGUAUGAAACUAUGAAAUAAACAACAGAAGAUGUAAAAAAAAUAUAUGAAGAAAAAAUUUCGUAAUAAGAGGAAGAACAUGAAAACGAGAAUACUCAAUUAUAAGAAAAUAAAAAUAAAGAAAUAAAUGAACUUUAAGAAAAAAUAUAAGAAUUAUCUUCCAAAAAUAAAAAAUUGUAAAAUCUAAUAGAUUGUUUAAAUGAAUAACAUUAAAAUCUCCUAAAAUCGUUAGAAGAAAAAGAAAUUAAUUUUUUAAAUACUAAAUAGCUAUUAAAAGAUUAGUAAACCAUGUUUGAAAAUCUUAAAAAUGAAUGUAAGUAACUUGAAGAUAUUACUAAAAAAAAAGAAAAAAUAAUAUAAAAUUAAAAGUUCACUAUUUCUGAUCUUUAAAAAUCUAAGCAUGUUCUUUAAUUUAGAACGACUGAAAUGCGUUAAAGCUUAGAACCAAAAGAAGAAUAAAUAGAAAUACUAAAGAAUUAAUUGUUCAAAAUUGAAAAGGAGUUUGAAGAUAUGAUGCAGUUAUAGUAAAAGUAGAGUGAAGAAAUGCAAAAAAUGUAAAUUCAAAUAGAAAAUCUGAAAAGAAAUUUAAAAUAAUAAACAGAAAUAACUCGUUAAAAAGACAUUUUAAUCUAAAAAAUAACAAUUGAAAUUCAUAAUUGUGUAUAAGAAAAAGACAUAAAAGAGUGGGCUAAUGAAAUGUAGAAAUUAUAUUAAACUUAUGUGAAAAAUUAAGAAAUAAAAGAAAAUACUUUAAAUGAAAAAGGAGUAUAAGAAAUGCAAAAACAAAUAUAAUAUUUGGAAAAAUCCAUAUAAUAAAUAGAUAAAUCAUCAUAAAAAUCAACUAUUAAAAGAGAUAUGGAAAUAUACAAAAAAACAAAGGAAAAUGCUGAAUUAAUUAAUGAAAUUAACGAAAUAAGGAAAAAUAAUAAAGGAUAUUUGGAUGAAAUUUAGAGUCUAAAAGCACAACUUAAAAAUAAUGAAAAAGAAUGCAAUAAUUACAAAAACGAACUGAAAAGAAUAAAAAAAUAACAUUCUAAGAGAAAAGAUGGAAACAGUAGUGUUUCUUAUUACAAAAAGUUUAAUAGUAUUGAUGCUAGUAGUUUAGAAAGUUCUCUCUUUAACAAUAAUAAUAAUAGUGAAUCUAUGAAUAAUUAAUAUUCAUUGCCUUUAAUUAAAUAAUAAUAAAAUGUUAAGUCUUCUUUAUAAAAUAGUUUAUAAAAAGGGAAACUUAUUAGAGGUUUUAAUUAUGAUAAAAAAACUUAAGCGACUUUUGAUAAGGCUAAAAUGAUGGAUUUGUUUUCUUAAAUAGAAAUUAAGGAUUAAAAAAUGUAUUAUUAAGAAAAAUUCAUUAGAAAAUUAAAAUCAAAAAUAAAUUAACAUAUUUUAAACUUCUCUUGCGAUGAUCCAAAUUUUGAAGAUUAUAAAAAUCAUGAUGAUACGACUUAAAUAUAAAAAACAUAUAUAGAAUGA
Ichthyophthirius multifiliis is the source of this 4404-nucleotide messenger RNA. RefSeq names its product WD repeat protein. Gene Ontology annotation, molecular function: protein binding. The record is from RefSeq and is a predicted model, not a curated record. The transcript has 6 exons. Lineage: Eukaryota; Ciliophora; Oligohymenophorea; Hymenostomatida.